Capronia coronata CBS 617.96 is the source of this 1002-nucleotide messenger RNA. RefSeq lists its product as uncharacterized. The transcript has 2 exons. The coding region runs from base 1 to 1002 and encodes 333 amino acids. The record is from RefSeq and is a predicted model, not a curated record. Gene Ontology annotation, biological process: fungal-type cell wall organization. NCBI's taxonomy places the organism in Eukaryota, Fungi, Ascomycota, Eurotiomycetes, Chaetothyriales, Herpotrichiellaceae. Gene Ontology annotation, cellular component: cell cortex of cell tip; plasma membrane.
AUGGUCAAUGCUGGCCGAAUAUGCUGUAUAGCAGCGCCAUUCCUCCUGUCGGUCGGCGUCCUGGUAUGCAUGGUGCUGCUCUUUGUCGCCGGCACGUCCAGCGGCGACAAGGGAACCAAUGAUCUAUAUUUCCUUAAGAUCAACCUGACGGACCUCACUCUAAGCACCUCAGCAAACCUUCCCAGCGAAAUAGAUGGCGCUAAUACCACCAUACUCGGAGGUGCGCUCCAGGCCGCCAAACAGGCCUUGGGCAUGAAAGACUACUACACCAUAUACUUGAGGAGUUACUGCAGCUGGAACGGCAAUGACGUGUAUGCCAACUGCACCGACUCCAAGACGUAUUUCUGGUUCAACCCCAUCGAAGUCUGGGGCUUGAACGACACCGGCAUCUCCGUCGACGACUACCUCCCUAGAUCCUUCCGCGACGGCCUGGACAGCUACCAUGCCGCCAGCAAAGCCAUGUUCGUGUUGUACGCCGCCGCCCUCGCCGCAUCGUGUCUCACCAUCCUCGUGGGCUUCUCGGCCAUCUUCUCGCGCUGGGGAUCCUUCUUCACCACCUUCUUCGCCGCCGCCAUGGCCGUGGCCACCAUAGGCGCCACCGGCACCGCCACGGCCAUCUUCCUCAUUCUCCGGACCGCACUCAACCACACCCUGAAGGACGACUACGGCAUCCAUUCCAGUGUAGGCACAAAGGCCCUGGCCGUCACUUGGAUCGGCACUGUCUUCGCCGUCGCCGCCGCUUUCUUCUGGCUGUUGUCUGUCUGCUGCUGCAGUAGCCGUAGCCCCUAUAACCCAGGGAGCAGGGAGGCCCGGCGCACCCGCGCCGAAAAGACUCCCUAUACCUACGAGAGAGUGGGCAGUCCGUAUCUUGGACCCAGCGAUCAACAGGCCGUCCCCUUGUCCAAUCUCGGCCCGGGGAACCAUGGCGGUGGUUAUGUUCCGCCUUAUCAACACCCGAGAGGGGCUGCUUAUGAGCCCUUCCGAGCGCAGCAGGGCGUCUGA